Nezara viridula (southern green stink bug) is the source of this 2232-nucleotide messenger RNA. The record is from the annotation of a GenBank genome assembly. NCBI's taxonomy places the organism in Eukaryota, Metazoa, Arthropoda, Insecta, Hemiptera, Pentatomidae.
CGGAUCUGAGUGGGGAGAGCUUGUAAACAUCUCAGUCCGAUUCGAACGAGCAAUGAGUAAGGUUCUUUCGUCGGUGUCCCGUUUCCUGGCCAGAGGGUACACCGUCCGGGCCAGUGAUCUCUCCAUCGCACCUGGGUCCUCCCUCCACGAGUACGUCUGGACUGGACUCCAGAGGGGCGACGCCCGCAAUGCUCUCCUCUGCUCCCAGACCGGCCGGAAGAUCGGCUACGAAAGACUUCGACAGGCCAGCGAGGGCUUCGCGUCCUGGUUGUCCAGCAACGCAGCGGGUCCACUCACGGUCAUGCUGCCCAACUCCGUGGAGAUGGUAGUCACGAGCCUGGGUGCACUCGAAGCAGGUAUUCCUCUCUCCCCCAUCAAUCCAGAUUCCAGUACUGAAGAGAUUUCGAGGAUCCUGAAGACGAUGUCCACAGAUUGGGUUGUCACCAAAUCUAGUCUUAUUCACAAUGUUUUAGAGGCGAAGAGAAUGGUUGAAGAACAGAGAAAGCAAGAAUAUCCAUUAGGUAUCAUAACUAUUGACGACGACAUAGUUUUCAACGGAGUUCUGCACUUUGUGGAUCUGACUGAAACGAAAGGGAUCGUCCAUAGGAGGAGCAACACAGCCCUUAUAACUCAGAGGUGGGGCGAUAACGGCCAGGAAAAGAAGGAGGUGAGUACGGAGAGUCUUCUAGCCAGCUGCCUUCAGGCUGCUUGGAGCGAUUUAGGGCCUGGGGACAGGCUAGCAGCAAGUGUACCAAUGUUCACCAGGUAUGGAUUGACUCAUGGUGUACUUUCAGGACUGGCUUCUGGAGCAGAGAUAGUCAUUUUACCGGCAGCCAGCGAUCUUACCACCACUGUUCAGAGGUACAAAGUGAAUGCGGCUUCAGCGGUCCCCAGCGCCGUAGGGCAGCUAGUGAAGAAUAGGCUGGUCGAUUUGCAAGGCCUGAGAUCGCUGACCAUCGCUGGGCAGUUGGGGACCGAAUGCCCCAGCCUGGCGGGGGUGAGCGUGACCCAGCACUACGGCCCGCCAGAGGGCCCCGUCGUGUUCAGCCAGCAGGCGGAGGGAGGGGCGGCCAGGGUGGGCCAGCCUGUGGCGGGGACCGAGGUGAGGGUGACGGCGGGGGGCGGCGAGGUGGGCCCGAUGAGCGAGGGCGAGAUCUGGGCCCGGGGCCCGCAGCUGGGGGACGCCUGGACCGCCACCGGGGACAGCGGCUACUACGACGCCGAGGGGACCUUCUACCUGACCCGGGCCGGGGGGCUGAGCCGGGAGGGGCUGGGGGUGUGGCCCGGCGAGCUGGAGGCGGCGCUGCAGCAGCACCCGGGGGUCUGCUCCGCCGCGGUGUUCGGGACCCCCAGCGCCCUCGUGGCCGCCGUCAUCCCCGCCGACCCCUACAGCCCCCCGGACCCGGCCGACGUGGUCUCCUGGCUGGCCGCCCGCACCGCUCCUCACAAGCGCCUCACGGACGUCGUCUUCAGUGCUUCUCUCCCGAUGACGCCUCAUGGACGAUUCGAUCGCGCUGUCCUGGCAGACAGAUAUUCCUCGCCCCUGAACUACGCCGCUGUGUCCUCUGUCUGAGGUAACGAGAGCUAGUUUUCUCUUAUUAAAUAUAAAUGUACAUUAUUCUUGUUAAGUGUAUAUAUUUCUAUUUAGACUGAUAUUUGUGAUGAUUUCUGUUAUUUCUUACAAUUAUUUUUUAUGAACUUUUUCUGGUUGUUAUUUCUUUUGUCUGACUUAAACACCAUGUACAAAUGUUAUGUUAAAGUUAAGUUAUUUCCCAGUUCGAGUCAAGUUAACCCAUUAACGCUGUUUCACUUUCGUUGUCUUCCAAAGUGCAGCCUGGAAUAAAACAAGUUCUCUUAUUUGUUUUUAAUUCAAACCGGUUUGGAAUUGAAAUCUAACUUUCUAAUAGAUAUAAACGUUAGCUAUAAACCUAUUUGUUGUGCAUAAUUUUGGCUUUUUCAUUUCCUUUUUUGAAAAUGCUUAGUCCCUAAUGAGGACAAGGCAGGUGUAUUAUCUUGCCACCUGUUUAUUGUUCCUACCCGACUUCACGCUACUGACCUCCUUCAUAAGUAGCGCCAGUAACUGGCCCGUGUUUUUGUUCAUUAAUCUAACAUAAACAAACCGUUCGAUUGAAUUAAUAUUUAUAAAUUUAAGAACAAAUUUUAUUUUUUUGUGAACGUUUUAAUUAUAAAGUACCCUAGACAUUAUUAAAAAAAAAAAUGUUCACAUUAUCA